Messenger RNA from Papaver somniferum (opium poppy), 546 nucleotides. RefSeq names its product polyadenylate-binding protein 3-like. The record is from RefSeq and is a predicted model, not a curated record. The transcript has 2 exons. The coding region runs from base 1 to 546 and encodes 181 amino acids. NCBI's taxonomy places the organism in Eukaryota, Viridiplantae, Streptophyta, Magnoliopsida, Ranunculales, Papaveraceae. Gene Ontology annotation, molecular function: RNA binding.
AUGGAUACCCUCGACAAAGACUUGAAAUGGCCGUGCCUUACUUAUGGCCCAGUUGUUCGUGUUGCUGGUCCUGAAAUUAAGGAGAUGGAAGACCGAGCUGUGGUAGCAUUUGAGAACAGGAAUGAUGCACAAAAGGCAAUUGACAGUCUUAAUGGUUCCACUUUCAAGGGUCGUGUUAUCACGGUCGAGUGGUGUUCUGCUCCGGGCCUCCAGAAAAAUUCAUGCAGGCAUUGUUCCAAGACUGACUCGAAUUUGAUUGCUUAUAAGACGAUGGGCAAGUAUGUCCAAAACGCUAUCCGUGUUAGAAACUGCGCAGGAAAGACGGACAGGUCGGAAAUAGAGGGGCUAUGCGGUACUAUUGGGCCAGUCUUUUGUGUCUUUGAGCCUGGAUUGUAUUAUGAGGGCAAGGGACAUCUAGGUUUGCUGGUGGCCUUUGAGAACAAGGAAGAUGCAGUGAAGGCAGUUGACACGCUCAACGGUUCCCUUUUUAAGGGUCGCAUUCUCAAAGUUGAGUGGCCUUCUACGAUAUAUCAAGGGUUGGGAUAG